This is a messenger RNA of Thunnus maccoyii (southern bluefin tuna), 5670 nucleotides long. Its product is annotated as adenylate cyclase type 1-like. Gene Ontology annotation, molecular function: adenylate cyclase activity. The coding region runs from base 488 to 3991 and encodes 1167 amino acids. Gene Ontology annotation, cellular component: plasma membrane. NCBI's taxonomy places the organism in Eukaryota, Metazoa, Chordata, Actinopteri, Scombriformes, Scombridae. Gene Ontology annotation, biological process: adenylate cyclase-activating G protein-coupled receptor signaling pathway; intracellular signal transduction; cAMP biosynthetic process. The record is from RefSeq and is a predicted model, not a curated record. The transcript is spliced from 20 exons.
GAAAAGGACAUUGUGGAUGAUGUACUGUCAGGUUGGUGAGGGAGGCUCUGCAGCCGCACCAGUCAAAUCGUCUUGACUGUGUGUUGAGUAGCUGAGACCUGUCUUAUCUUCACCUCAUAAUGCGCAGGCGUGAUCCUAUCUGAGCCCCGCAAAAAGCUGUUACCAUCUGAACUAGACGUCGUGUGCGCUGCUCUUCAUGUGGCGCUCAAACCAAUCCUGAAAUUUUGAUACAUAUUAUUUUGCAGCUCAUCGUCGUCAUAAAAAAGGGGGGGAGCCUGGACAUGAAGGUUUCUUUGGUUGCUGAUCUCUCCGAACAGCACAAUUCAACCUGUGGAUAGUGUGGAGCGCGUCUGUGGCCACCGGCCAGUCUGUGCUAUCUGGGACGCUCUGCCUCCAGCCUGCUUUGCGCGUCUUAGUUGGCUCCGGUCUGUGUCGGCGUGGGAUCCGGUGUCCCGUUUGACCUAAGCUGUGAGCAGGUAUUCAGUUUAUGAAUGGCACUGACAUGGAGGAAAUACCGUUUCAGAAAGUCAAAACCAGGCGGAAGAGAAGUCACUGUCCACCGGGCGUCCCUUUGACCACCAUCGUGUGUGAGGACGAGUUCGACUGCAAGGAGCUCGAGUCUCUCUUCCAAAACUACAACCUGAAGCUGGAGCAGACGUCCACCCUCAAAGCCCUGGCCGUCCUCAUCUUCAUGUGCUCGACGCUGGCCGUAGUGGAGUUGCUGUCCGGCCCCAGUCUCACCAUCUCCAAGGGGUCCCAUCCGGUCCACUGUGUCAUCUUCGUCUCCCUGUUCAUCGUAACUAACGUCAAGUACCUGCAAGUGACACAGCUCCAGCAGAUUGUGAACCUGACGCUGCUCUUCGGCUUCACUUUCUCUUUCCUCUGCUGUCCCUUCUCCCUGGGUGCGAUGGGGAUGGAGCCCCCGACGUCCCCGGAGCAAGGCAUGUGGCAGCUCAUCCUGGUCACCUUCGUCGCCUACGCGCUCCUACCUGUGCGGACACUGUUGGCUGUUGUGUUUGGAAUAAUGGUCUCCAUCUCGCAUUUGAUUGUGACUGCCACCUCUGUUACAGUGAAAACACAGAGACUAUGGAGAACGUUGGUUGCCAACACAGUGCUGUUCACCAGUGUCAACCUGUCAGGGCUGUUUGUGCGCAUCCUGACAGAACGAGCCCAGAGGAAGGCCUUCCUGCAGGCUCGCAACUGCAUUGAAGAGCGACUCCGCAUGGAGGAUGAGAACGAGAAACAGGAGCGCCUGUUAAUGAGUCUGUUGCCCAGGAACGUAGCUAUGGAGAUGAAAGAGGAUUUCCUGAAGCCCCCAGAAAGGAUCUUUCACAAAAUCUACAUCCAACGCCAUGACAAUGUCAGCAUCCUGUUUGCAGACAUAGUAGGUUUCACCAGCCUGGCCUCCCAGUGUACAGCCCAGGAACUGGUUAAACUGCUUAACGAGCUGUUUGGAAAGUUUGAUGAGCUUGCCACGGAGAAUCACUGUCGCAGGAUUAAGAUCCUGGGGGAUUGUUACUACUGUGUGUCUGGACUGACCCAACCCAAGACUGACCACGCCCACUGCUGUGUAGAGAUGGGUCUAGAUAUGAUUGACACCAUAACGUCAGUAGCAGAGGCCACAGAAGUCAACCUAAACAUGCGCGUGGGCUUGCAUACAGGUCGGGUGCUGUGUGGAGUGCUGGGCCUCAGGAAAUGGCAAUAUGAUGUGUGGUCAAAUGAUGUGACCCUGGCCAAUGUGAUGGAGGCUGGAGGACUACCUGGAAAAGUCCACAUCACCAGAUCUACGCUGGAGUGCCUAAAUGGAGACUAUGAGGUGGAGCCUGGAAACGGACACGAAAGGAACACCUUCCUCCAAAAACAUGAAAUUGAAACUUUCUUUAUAGUGCCAUCUCACCGACGGAAGAUAUUCCCAGGAUUGAUUCUUUCGGAUAUAAAGCCCGCCAAAAAGAUGAAGUUCAAAACUGUGUGCUACUUACUAGUGCAGCUUAUGCACUGCAGGAAGAUGUUCAAGGCUGAGAUUCCCUUCUCCAAUGUCAUGAACUGCGAGGAUGGUGAUAAGCGGAGAGCCAUGCGGACGGCUCCGCAGAAGCUGAGGAACCGUCCCAACGCUAAUCAAGCUAACUUGCUCCAGAGCAGCCCCAGAACCCGGGUCAACCGCUACAUCGGCCGGCUGAUCGAGGCCCGCCAGACAGAGUCCGACACCGCCGACCUCAACUUCCUCACACUCAUGUAUAAGUGCUCUGAGCGCGAGCAGAGGUACCACCAGCUUCCUGAUGAGUACUUCACCAGUGCAGUGGUCCUUUCUCUGAUCCUAGCUGCCUUGUUUGGCCUUGUCUAUCUUCUCAUCAUACCACAGGGCACAGUGGUACUAGUCCUUCUCGUCUUCUGCAUCUGUUUUUUAAUAGCUUGUAUCAUGUAUCUGCAUAUCACUAGAGUACAGUGUUUUCCAGGGUGCCUGACCAUUCAGAUUCGCACUGCUCUGUGUAUCCUCAUAGUGCUCUUAAUCUACGCUGUGGCCCAGGCUUGCGUGGUGGGCUGUAUGCCCUGGUUGUGGGAUAGUGCCAAUACCAACAGCUCCAUCGUCAUUAUUGAUGUUGAGAGUGGCGCCAACCACACCAUGGCGGAGCUGCCUUGUGAUGGCGCCCGCUACGCCUUUCUGUCCUGCGUGGUUGGCACACUCACCCUGGCACUUUUCCUGCGCGUCUCCUGGCUGCCAAAGAUGGCGCUAAUGCUCAUUCUGGGAGUGUUGUAUGUCACUGUGUUGGAGCUCAGUGGCUUUCGCAAGACUACAGGUGGGGGGUCCUUCCACAUCCGGGGCUAUGAGCCCAUCCUGUCUCUGUUGCUCUUUGUCAGUGCCCUGGCCCUCCACUCCAGGCAACUUGACCUCAAACUACGCUUGGACUUCCUAUGGGCUGUGCAGGCGGAAGAGGAAAGGGAUGGUAUGGAAAAAGUCAAACUGGACAACAGAAGGAUUCUCUUCAAUCUUCUGCCCGCACAUGUGGCCCAACACUUCCUAAUGUCAAACCCCAGGAACAUGGUGAGCCUCGCUAAUAGACAGGCAGACAGACAGAAAGACAAACAGGAUCUGUACUAUCAGUCCUACGCACAAGUAGGCGUCCUGUUUGCCUCCAUCCCAAACUUCAACGACUUCUACAUCGAACUGGACGGCAACAACAUGGGAGUAGAGUGCCUGAGACUGCUGAAUGAGAUUAUUGCUGACUUUGAUGAGCUCAUGGAUAAGGAGUGCUACAGAGACAUAGAGAAAAUCAAAACCAUUGGCAGUACAUACAUGGCAGCUGUGGGCCUGGUCCCCACCAUUGGUACCAAGGCCAAAAAAUCAGUUUAUGACCAUCUGAGCACGAUAGCAGACUACGCCAUUGAGAUGUUUGAUGUUUUGGAUGAAAUCAACUAUCAGUCGUACAAUGAGUUUGUCUUGAGAGUGGGGAUCAAUGUGGGUCCAGUGGUUGCAGGGGUGAUUGGGGCCCGGCGGCCUCAGUAUGACAUUUGGGGGAACACGGUCAAUGUGGCCAGUCGGAUGGACAGCACUGGAGUACCGGGAAAGAUACAGGUGACCGAAGAGGUUUAUCGCCUACUGAAUACUAACUAUGACCUGGUGUGCCGCGGUAAAGUCAGUGUCAAGGGUAAAGGUGAGAUGCUGACCUACUUCCUGGAAGGGAAGGUUCAGGACUUGGGCAGUGUAACCACUUCUUCAGUGAUGCGUUCUGCCAGCCUGGCACGUCGGAUCCACUCCUGUGGCAAGACGAGCGUCCCAACCAAUCUGGGAAGCGUCUCCUCCGCUGCCAGCCUGACUGCUCAUGCCAGCAUGGGCAGCAACAUUCAGAUGAACACUGCCAACAGCAGCAACAGCCAAGCAACAUGCCUGCCCCCUUCCUGCGUGCCCGCAGUGGGUGAGGAGGACGAGGAGGAUAUAAAGGUGACUGAGAUUGAGAUCGAGCCUGUGAAAGCUGUUGCGGAUGUAGCGGUGUAGAAAGAAACACAAGACUGUAAACUUGCACAGAAAAAUUAAAGAAAACCCUGGUUGAAGGCCUAGAAAAGACAGGGCUAUCCGGGUAUUUCCUACACAUCCUGAGCCACUGGCACAACACAGAUUAAGCUCAUUCAGGAUAUGAGUCAUCACAUGGUGAUACAGACAAUCAUACUUGCUUUUAUGGAAUUUGAACAGCUUGCCACUUUUUGGAGAUGAACAUAAAAUUGUGGAAAGAAGAAGACAGGUACCCGGAAUCUAAAAUACUCUUUUAACAUCUCUUUACCAGAUGAUUAGAUUUGUGGUGUUCCUGGGUUCCCUCAGAUCCAGGUAUAAUGUGCAUAUUCGUUUUACAUGUACAGUACAUAUUCCACGUACAAGGGGAUACUGUAUGUGUGCAUUGAUACUGAGAAAAAAGACUGAUCUUGCUAUUUGCUUUUGCACUGUCUUUCUGAUUAUGCCAAGGAUACAUUGCAUUAUUUACAGUGUAAAAUUGUGUUUCUUUUUAGUGUAUGUAAGCAUGCAUGUGUGUACUUGUGAGUGUGUAUGCAUGUGUGAUUAAUUCUGAAUUGUAACGAAACAGCACAAAAAUACUUUUUUAUACUCAGAGCUCACUGGAUGAAGAGACAUAUUCACAGUUAAUAGUGCAUGACUUCUUAAGAGUUGACAGCCAUAGUAACUCCUGUUGAAUGAGAACCAAAGUAAUGAGCUUUCCAUAGAUCUUCAGUUGUAUUGCCUCACCAUACAAGAGAGAAUAUAUGUGGCACAUGUGACUCUUUCAGACAUCAUUAGAAGAUCUAAAAUGUGUCUUUUUUUUAAACCCUGAAGAGACAAAAUAUGGUUUCAAAAAGGUAUUUUGACCCUUACCUGAUGUUCUUACAUUGCCCUGAUUCACAAUGGUGUCAUGUGAUGUAAGUAAACACACAGGCAGGGGUGGCUUUGAUAUAUGGGAAGGCAGUGGGAAAGACAGAGGAAGGUGUGUGCAUGUAAUUCCACUGAAUUGGACGUGUGCUUCUAUGGAAACUAGUUAAUGCCAAAACUGGACCAGUCAAAAAGCACCACGGACAAAUACAUCACAUAGAGGGCCGAUACACCCGCAUGCACACACACAUAGGCAUUCAUCCACACAAAAGAGAGCACAGUACUUAAGCACAUGCAGUAAGCACACAACUUCUACAAAUGCACAAAGGUGUAACCUAGUGCUUUACCCUUGGCCUCUGCAAAAGCAUCCAUGUACAUUCAUACAUUUCCAAGUGGCCACAGAAACUUUGGUGCAGCAUCUGGCUACUGACGUCCUUCAGGCAUACAUUACUAUACUCCAGCUUUUAGCUAUUUUUAAGCAAUGUUUUGAGUUUUCCUCAGAGAGUUUUAGCUUUAGCACGUCUCUCAGAUGCAGUCUCCGAAACGCAAGGCGCUUCAGAUUAUCUUUAUAGCCUAUAUCUUUAUCAGCAUGUAGAACUUUCACUUGAUCUGCAAAUGUGUAAAUACAUCAUGUUUCAAGUUUUUGCCUUACUCAAUAAGCUUACAGUGAUUGCAACCUGCCUUUUUAGAUAUAUUCACUUUGAUAUGCAGAUCAUACUUUUUGUAAAUAGCCAAAAGCUGUAAACUAUGUUGUAUCUUGUACAGUGUAAAGUUGGGUUAUUGAAUAUUUUGUAAUAAAGACAAUAUUGGUGUAUAAAAUA